AUGGCGGACCACACUGAAGUACUUCAAGCCAUCCACAGAUCUUCUCAUGUUCGUUAUCCAGUUCUGACACCCAACAUGCAUGGCUUUCAGGAUGCUGUAAGCGUUUCAUUAUUCAUGCAAGAAAUCACACUCUUUAAAAUUAACAGAUAUCUCCCCAGGCUCCCCCGAUACGACUACCGUUAAUAUGUAUAGUGCUACACUACCGGUCAAAAGUUUUAGAACACUCAUUCAAGGGUUUUUCUUUAUUUGUACUAUUUUCUACAUUGUAGCAUAAUAGUGAAGACAUCAAAACUAUGAAAUAACACAUAUGGAAUCAUGUAGUAACCAAAAAAGUGUUAAACAAAUUUUAUAUUUGAGAUUCUUCAAAAAGCCACCCUUUGCCUUGAUGACAGCUUUGCACACUCUUGGCAUUCUCUUAACCAGCUUCAUGAGGUAGUCACCUGGAGUGCAUUUCAAUUAAAAGGUGUGCCUUCUUAAAAGUUAAUUUGUGGAAUUCAUUUCCUUCUUAAUGCGUUUGAGCCAAUCAGUUGUGUUGUGACAAGGUAGGGGUGGUGCACAGAAGAUAGCCCUAUUUGGUAAAAUACCAGGUCCAUAUUAUGGCAAUAACAGCUCAAAUAAGCAAAGAGAAACGACAGUCCAUCAUUACUUUAAGACAUGAAGGUCAGUCAAUAUGGACCAUUUCAAGAACGUUUCUUCAAGUGCAGUUGCAAAAACCAUCAAACACUAUGAUGAAACACACUUAACCAGCAUGGCUGCCACAGCAUUCUGCAGCGAUACGACCUCCCUUCUGGUUUGGGCUUAGUGGGACUAUCAUUUGUUUUUCAACAGGACAAUGACCCAACACACCCCCAGGCUGUGUAGGGGCUAUUUUACCAAGAAGGAGAGUGAUGGAGUGCCACAUCAGAUGACCUGGCCUCCACAAUCCCCCGACCUCAACCAAAUUGAGAUGGUUUGGGAUGAGUUGGACCACAGAGUGACGGAAAAGUAGCCAACAAGUGUUCAGCAUAUGUGGGAACUCCUUCAAGACUGUUGGAAAAUCAUUCCAGGUGAAGCUGGUUGAGAGAAUGCCAAGAGUGUGCAAAGCUGUCAUCAAGGCAAAUGGUGGCUAUUUUAAGAAUCUCAAAUAUAAAAUAUAUUUUGAUUUGUUAAACACUUUUUUGGUUACUACAUGAUUCCAUAUGUGUUAUUUAAUAGUUGUGAUGUCUUCACUAUUAUUCUACAAUGUAGAAAAUAGUAAAAAUAAAGAAAAACCCUUGAAUGAGUAGGUGAUCUAAAACUUUUGACAGGUAGUGUACAUCAAAGCUGAGAGUACACUUUAUGCCUGAGAUUAAUGGAAACGAUUUACAGUGAUUGUUUGUUGCAUAAUGUUACAUGUACAGAAUCGAUCUCUGUUGCAACUUCCUUCUGUCCUGUUGAAGGUUGCAGCUGGUGCUACUGAAGUGGCCGUGUUUGGGUCUGCCUCUGAGACCUUCAGUAGGAAAAAUAUAAACUGCUCUAUAGAUGAGAGCAUUCUGAGGUUUGAGGAAGUCAUUUACGCUGCCAAACAACAACAGAUUCCAGUCCGUGGGUUUGUAUCAUUUCUCACUUCUUCACCAGAGUAAAACGAUUUUACUUUAAUAUCUUACAUUCAUUCCAUAGGCUAUAUAGCUGAUGUUAACCAUGAACAAUGCAACAUGCAAUUCCUUUGCUCAAAUUACAAUCAAGUUAUCUGUGCAAGAGUUGAUGUUGAUGAUAAACAAAAUAGUUUGUUCAACAUGUGUGUUCACUUCGCAGGUGUGUUCUGAAAUACUGUAUGUUUACGUUAACAAUUUGAGACUUUGAAAAAAUAAACUACAGUAAAAUGUUUCAUAGGCCUAUUGUUACUCUCUCUAUUAGCAAAGGAACACAGAGUUAAAUGACUCCAGAAAUAAUAGUUUAAUAAGCGAAGUUCCAGAUGUGCACUGCAUCGCUCUAUGUGUUACUACAACUACAAGUCCAGAUGUACAGUACAGAACUGCUGACAUGAAGCAUGUUUAAAUUCAGCGGUACAGUAGCACCCCUUUUAGCCAAACAACGGCACAUUGACAUGACAACGCAUCAGUUUGACACAGGCGUUCUGGCAAAUGUGACUUAAUGCCUGCUGUUGGAGAUGGUUAGGGCAGAACUCCCUUCCCUGGAGUCCAGCUAGAACUUGCUGGAAAUUCCGGUUGCAAACUGAAGUAUCAUCUAACGACCGAGAGCCCAAGAGAAACAUUUUCUACUUUUCACAUGUUGUCCGCUAUUUCAAGCGGUGAACGUUUCCUACACAUAUGGAAUAGACAUAUAGUUUGACUUCAUCCCCUGCAUCAUUUCUCAUUAAUACUGUCAACAACAUAAGGAACAUAUAACAAAAUAUUCAACACCAAUUCGAUAUAAAAUGUGAAGUCUAUAUUGCACUGGCAGUUAGUGGCUAGUGAAUCGAGCAAAAAGACCUGUUCAUUUUAUGCUCUACCUUAAUUCUAAUGACAGACAGAAUAAAUUAUGAGUUUUUGACAGGAGAGAUAUUACAUUUCAGUACAAUUCACUUUGUGACAUUUGCCAAAGUUUGCAUGUUUAUGACCCAUGUAUUAAUAUAUGCCAUGUGUGUUUAUGACCCAUGUAUGUUUUCUUUUAGAUAUGUUUCUUGUGCACUAGGAUGUCCAUACGAGGGACCCAUUGAUCCCACUAAAGUUGCAGAGGUAAGACACAACUUCUGCAUUGUCUACUUUAUAUGUGUACAUGUAAUCUAAACAAUGUCAAAUCUCCAUAAGGAUCGUUUUUAUUUUCUAGACAAAGAGAAAACAUUCAAAUGUCUGUAAUGCUGUAGCUAUGAGCUCCUGUCUGUUUCUCCUGUAUGUCCAAGGGACUUGUUUUGUUAAGUUGCUCUAUUCUUGGCUGUAGGUGGUGAAGAGGUUGUAUGAACUGGGCUGCUAUGAGGUGUCUCUGGGGGAUACUAUCGGUGUGGGGACCCCAGGCUCCAUGGCCAAGAUGUUACACAGCGUCAUGAAGGAGGUACCCAGCAGCGCUCUGGCCGUUCACUGCCAUGACACCUACGGCCAGGCCCUGACCAACAUCCUAACUGCACUGCAGGUAACCACUGACAGUAAGGCGCAAUAUGGUUUAUGUCAAUCAUGUUAUUUUUUGGAGACCCUGAUAAACUAA
Messenger RNA from Coregonus sp. 'balchen', 3159 nucleotides. The record is from the annotation of a GenBank genome assembly. Lineage: Eukaryota; Metazoa; Chordata; Actinopteri; Salmoniformes; Salmonidae.